This is a messenger RNA of Colletotrichum scovillei, 3492 nucleotides long. Its product is annotated as voltage-dependent potassium channel beta subunit. Lineage: Eukaryota; Fungi; Ascomycota; Sordariomycetes; Glomerellales; Glomerellaceae. The record is from RefSeq and is a predicted model, not a curated record. The coding region runs from base 157 to 1359 and encodes 400 amino acids. The transcript has 6 exons.
GAAACAUCACUUUCCGAUAAUAUCUCCGCAGAGAGGGAGGAGGGGUGCGGGGCACAAGCUCUUUUGGAGCUUUACCAUUGUUGCGUGAGAGCGAAGACGGAGGGGUAAAAUCAUUAGCAGGCAGUGUAACGGACACAGAGAAAAAAAAAGGAGUAGAUGAGAGUGAAUGUAAACAUACCAUCUAACAUCCUCUUUUUGCAUACUUACCACUUCCCUACGCUUCGAGAGAUCACGCCUGACGCCGAGAUACCUAGAUUACCCCUAAUCACCAACCCGACAGACCGAAUAGAACAAGACGCAAUGGCGUGGGAAGAGCCUAGAAAGACGGGCAUGCAGUACCGCCGCCUGGGCAACUCGGGACUUCACGUCUCGGUGCUGGGUUUGGGCGGUUGGUUGACGUUCGGCGGUCACGUUGAGAAUGAACAGACGUUUGCGUGUAUGAAGCAGGCUUACGACCUUGGCGUCAACUUUUUCGAUACGGCUGAGAGCUAUGCGGGCGGAAACUCGGAGAUCAUCAUGGGCCAGGCCAUCAAGAAGUUCAACUGGAACCGUAACGACAUUGUUGUCACAACAAAGCUCAACUGGGGCGGCGCCAACGGCGAAGUCCUCGUCAACAACCACGGCCUCUCCCGCAAACACAUCAUCGAAGGCCUCCGCGCCUCCCUCAAGCGCCUCGACCUCGAGUACGUCGACAUCGUCUACGCCCACCGACCGGACCGCCUGACCCCCAUGGAGGAGACGGUCCGCGCCUUCAACCACGUCAUCGACAAGGGCUACGCCAUGUACUGGGGCACCUCGGAGUGGAGCGCCGACGAGAUCGCCGAGGCCUGCGGCAUCGCCAAAGACCUCAAGAUGAUCGCGCCCGUCGUCGAGCAGCCGCAGUACAACAUCCUCGAGCGCCGGAAAGUCGAGUACGAGUUCCAGCGGCUGUACCAGCGCUUCGGCCUCGGCCUGACCGUCUUCAGCCCCAUCAAGAUGGGCCUGCUGAGCGGAAAGUACAACGACAACCCCGACGCGCCGCCGGCCGGGAGCCGGUUCGCGGAGGGCAAGGGCGAUAAGUUUGUCAACUGGGCCAACAAGGAGUGGUACGGUAACGACGAGUGGAAGGCACUGAUUCAGAAUGUCGUCAAGCUCAAGGGUAUUGCGGAGAAGCUCGGCGCGACGCAGUCACAGCUGGCCCUGGCGUGGUGCCUCAAGAACCCCAACGUUACCUCCGUGAUCACCGGAGCCUCACGGCCGGAGCAAAUCGUCGAGAAUGUAGGCGCAUUGAAGGUUCUGGAGAAGCUGACGCCCGAGAUCAUGGCCGAGGUCGAUGCCAUUGUGGGAGAGGUCAAACUGGACCCGGCAAGACAAGAUUAGAGAAUGGCGUGUUUUUUUUUCUGGAAGUUUUGUGUUUCUGUUACGUCCUUUUGGGUGGCGUGGAUUUUAAUUACUGGGCAUAACCAUAUCUGGGGACAUAGAACGAGAAGUUCGGUACAAAAAAGAACAAAACACCAUCUUAUUACCAGCUCGACCCAUGCGCGGCCGCGUCCAGGCCCCACGUGAUGGAGCGUUGGCCUCGCUGUUUUGCUCGCUCGAGGCCGUUUCACGGGACCGUCGUGAUAACCAUUUGUUCAGAGGAACUACCUUCUAGAAGCUGUGGACAAUGCUCUCGAGUCAAUUAAGAUGUGGCGAAUUGGCCAGAUGCGGCCGAACAAACAUGCCGCCUCCGCUUCAGUUUACGAGCUUGUGCUCCAAAGUGGUGGUUGCCAAACGAUGGGAUGGGAUGACCGGAAAGCUGCUCCGAAGGCAACAUUGUCCAGACGGGAAUGAGAGAUACUUCAGAAACAAUGGACAGUUGCAACCCUUAGGCCAGUGUCUUGACUCGGGAGACCACAGAGAUCUUCAGGGACCAUGGAGGGUGUAACAAUGCAUCCUCUGGCCGGUGCUUCGACUUGUCGAUGAAACUUCGUAUGGCGUGUUAGGAACUGUAGCUCGUAGGAUUAGACUAGUCGACCAGGCUCCCAAGCAUGUUAUGCCAACUGAUGAGUUCAGAUCUAGGCCCAAGAAGGUUGUCGAUCUUCCUGUCGUCGUUGCGGCUCGCGAAUCGUCCAACAGGGAGGGUAGGCCUUGGGGUAUAAGGUACUCUGAGGACGGAAAGGUAAAACCUACGAAAGCCACAUCGGCCUUUUUUGCCAUUCGCAACGAGUUGCUCCUGGAACUGUAGACUCUUGACUAGAGGGCAGCUUGACGUGCCUUGGCCAACAGCUCAGCUGUACAUGUCGGGUAGAGGUCGACCGGUGUAAAGUAAUCGCUUGAUUAUCAUAGUCAUAUCGUGGCAGGCAAUACAUACGAUCACGGUGAUGUCUCCAACGCACCCAGUGAUGAUGAUGGUCUUGAUGUCGACGUCGAUAUUGUUGUUUCAUUAUGGUUGUUGCUUCGCAUAUCUCGUAUGAUCCAGACAACUAGAAUCAUGAGAUUGGGGCGGCUUUGAUGGCGGCGACCUCCGGAGUGUUAACCCGUGUCAGAGGUGUACAUACUGGGGAUAAGAAUGAGGUUGCAGACGCGGCUUCUCUAGGUACGGGCUGUUUUUGGUGUGCAUGGUAACGCAGGAACGGUAAGACGUGCAUGGAUGACCAGGCAAGAGAGAGGCGAAGUGGUCCUGAGAGGCCCGAAAGCAACGAAACAAGGGCCCUCCAGAGGGCGCAUUGAUCGCCGUCUGGCGACAGUCCUUCUUGUUCAUAGGCAAGACAUGUGGCGUCGGAGAGUGGGAGACUGGAGUUUCGUUGUAGAACUGGUUGAAAUGGACCGUCUUUGGCAACAGGCGACAAGGUAAGAGGCAAGUAGCGAAAGCGAUGAAUUUUGCUUUGGGUAGGGUGACUGAGAAGUCAUGGUUUGAGAUAGCUGUAGCCGCAGCUUGGUGCAGAGAUCGAACUGCCAAAUAAGAUGUCAGUAUCAGGCCAUAUUGACGCUUGGAGGUGGUGAUGGGAGAAUAGAGUUUGGGCCUUGCACGCCUGGACGGUUAGUGUCGUGAACGACGGUUGGGAGCCACUGAGAAGUAUAGCCUUGGUAGAUGAGCAGAGUUGCUGCGUAGAACAAGUAGAGUGGUAAAAGACAUGUGGCUAAGCAGGGAGGUUGCUCGCUCGAUAUCAUGUGUGAGGUUGCUUGCUUGGACGGGGGAGCAGGGUCAGGCAGCGGAGAGGGGGCAGAUGAGGAGACAAUGGAAGAGAGCGAAGAAGGGGAACCCUAGAGCACUAGGGGACGCGGGACACUCGUACGGCAGCGUUGAAGGCCGUGGAGGCGUAGGAAGUAGGGAUACAGGAUGAGACGAGCGUCUGAGCUGGCUUGCCCUGCUGGUGAACAGCGGUGUGUCUGCCCUAUGCGUUGCCCCGCGGGCUGCUGCAUGGCUGACAUGUGUGCGUUUGCGUAUGCGUGUGGGUGUUGUGUGGGUGAGUAUGAGAUGCGCUGUGAAUGUUUAUUCAUAUGCGAGCUCAACGACUCGGGAAUGGUUGU